AUGAGCAAAUCUUUGUUACAGAGAGCAUAUGGGAUCUGUGAGAACAAGCACCUGGCCGCGGAGCUUCAGCACGUCAAGCAGGUUCUGCACAAAAUCAAGCUUCGGGUCCCACGUCUUCGUCACAGUGACCGAGUGAAGCCGACCGCAGUUGAGCGUGUGCCUGAUGUACUACCUAGAGAAGACGGUUGGGUACUACCACCUGCUUGGGACACUAUAAUUAAUAAAAUUAAAACAAACCCCAAGCAUACCACUGCAAGACUUAAAGAUAGAGUGUUUGACUUAGGGAGUGACCUUGUAUCCGAAGUACAGUUUGACCGAAAGUCGGAGUCACCAAUAAGUAAUAGCAUAAAUUCGGUUUCUCUUAAUAAAGGCCUUGAAGAAUACGAGUCUUUAUCCAUAGAACAAAAACAAAUCAUGGAUAAUUUAAUCCAACAGUUUGAUACAAUUAACAUAGUUAAAGUAGGUUUAGGACGUACCAAUUUAAUUCAUCACGUCAUAGACACAGGGGAUAGUAAACCUAUUAAGCAAAGGUACUAUCCAUUAUCACCUGUUAAGCAACAAGCACUUGAAAAAAAAUUGGAUAGAAUGCUUAGUUUGGGAGUUGUGUCACCUUCACAGUCAGCUUGGAACUCACCUGUAGUAAUGGUUCAGAAGCCAAAUGGAGACCUAAGGCUUUGUCUAGAUUGUAGAAAAUUAAAUGCAGUUUCCAAACCCGAUGCGUAUCCUCUCCCGUAUAUAAGCAGCAUAUUGGAUCAGCUCCGCGACGCGAAAUACCUAACGUCAAUAGAUCUUUCCGCUGCGUAUUGGCAAAUACCCUAUGAUAGCGAGCAAUCAGCUGAUAAGACCGCGUUUCAAUUCAGUUCAAUCUCCUUUUCCUUGCAUGGCUUAAGAACAGGAGGUGGUAAAGCGGUGGUUGGUCGAGGAGGUAGACGUGGGAGUGGACGCGGUGUAAAUAGAGGGGUUGGACGUGGUCAACAACGGGGGGAGGGACGUGGUCAACAACGGGGGGAGGGACGUGGACCACGAACAAGAGGUGGUCGAGGGCGAGUGCAUGAAAUUGAAAGAUCGCCGUUAUAUGUCGGGGACAUCAUUACGACGGAUCCAGACUCCACGACGGUACGUGUUGGGAGCCCACUCGAGAAACCCAUGCACCAAAAAGUGCCACGGCGUUGGGUUCCCAACCAGUCUGCGCCGUCGUUGGCUGAAAUCAUGGAGAUUCCGAGUAGGCCAGAUACCCCGCAGGGUAUCGAUCGCAAGUUCGGCACUCUUGCGGACCCCAGACCCUCGGCAUAUGCGUCGCAGGUGCCCUCACCAGCCGAGUUCAUGGAGAUUCCGAACACGUCAGAUACCCCGAAGGGUGUAUCUGUAAACCCCUCUUCGUCCGUGUCUGGUGGUCAUAAACGGAAGCUGGUCUAUAAUGUGGACGAUCCGGAGCUGGCGGAUCUUGUGAACUACGGAAAUGAUCCAGAUGAUGACGAGGACGUGGACGAAGAUGACGAUGUCUUCGGAUAUAUGCAGCGUCCUCAAAACGAACGAAUCUAUUUAGAUUCGAAAUCUAUAUGGAUUGCGAUGCUCCGAUGGACCCGCCUACCGAGCCGUCAUUAUCGGUGGAAUCAAUUAGCCCGCCGCCAUCCACACCCGCGCCAUCCACAUCCACGCCAUCAACAUCCGCUUUUGAAAAGCCAAGGUUUUGAUUGUGUGGGAACACUAAGGUUAAAUAGGCAAAAUGUGCCCUCAAAUUUAAAGGCGCUUAUAAAACAGCCUCUUGCUUUUGGCAGCGUGCACGGCGCCACGAGUGGGGAUGUUGAUAUUCUGGUUUGGAAAGACUGA
This is a messenger RNA of Parnassius apollo (apollo), 1830 nucleotides long. The record is from the annotation of a GenBank genome assembly. NCBI's taxonomy places the organism in Eukaryota, Metazoa, Arthropoda, Insecta, Lepidoptera, Papilionidae.